Molecule: messenger RNA, 1979 nt
Organism: Carcharodon carcharias (great white shark)
Lineage: Eukaryota; Metazoa; Chordata; Chondrichthyes; Lamniformes; Lamnidae
Gene: mblac1
Product: metallo-beta-lactamase domain containing 1
Exons: 2
Coding region: 1169-1978 (269 amino acids)
Source: RefSeq, a predicted model, not a curated record
AGAGUGAAGGGAGAGCUGCUCUUUCCUUUCUCCCCUCUCGUACUCCUCCCCACAGAGAUUAAUGCAAAGGAGCUGAACAGUUGAGGUUAACUAAUUCAGCAAAGAGCAGAGGUUGUGACGUUCCUGCUGACUGUGGUUCUGACCCUCAGUGCUUGAUGUAUUCAGUCUAAUCUUUGUGGUAAAUCUAAAUGAGCAAGAAAAUGAUGAAGCUAGCAGCAAGUUGCCUUCAGUGCCGUGCUCACUGAUUCGAGGGCACCAAACAAGUAGAAUCCUGGUUAGAUCCCUCCAUCUAUGUCUAGGAUCCUCUGCUCCCAUUUCUGUAAGCGGUAAAGUUCAGAUGAGAUGUUAAACAGAAGCCUCGUCUGCCUCUCAGGUGGUUGUGAAAGAUCCCACACAGCCAUUAUUGAAAGAAGAGCAGUGGAGUUUUACCCUGUAUCCUGGACAAUAUUCAUCCCUCAUUACUCAAAACAAAAAAUAUCUGGUUCUUAUCUCACUGUGGGAUCUUGCUGUGUGCAAUUUGGCCGCUGCGUUUCCUACGUUACAGCUGCGACUAAGCUUCACAAAGCACUUCGUUGGCUGCAAAGCGCUUUUGGGUAUCCUGAGGCCCUGAAAGGCGCUCUAUAAAUGUAAGCCUUCUGUUUGAAGAGGAAGGCCACUGAAGCCUCACAGUGAGCGGGGCAGUGACCAGGGAUUAACCACUGGGCCCACCUAGAAUCCCAUCGUUGGGCGUGGCGUCGCAGAGACCUGUGCAAGUUCCAUGUCUGCUACUCCGAGCAAUGAGCCUGCGUAGCUCAACUCUGUGUCAUGCUGUCCCCUCGCCGAGAAGGGCCUGGGCUCAAGACCCUUUGCAGGACUUGAAAGGCCUCAUCGGGCUGAAUUUCGGGAAGAAGGUGACGUGGCGCCAGUGUCACCGGACGAGUAAUCCAGAGGCCUGGGCUAAUAUCCUGGGGUCGCGGGUUCAAAUCCCACCACGGCAGCUGGUGGAAUUUAAAUUCAGCUAACGAGUCUGGAAUUGAAAACUAGCCUCGGUGAUGGUGACCCCGAUUGUCGCUGACGCCCAUCGGGUUCACUAAUGUCCCUUUAAGGAAGGGAAUCUGCUGCCCUCGCCUGGUCUGGCCUACACGUGACUCCAGACCCACAGCAUCACUCAGUUGAAGGACAAUUAGGGAUGGGUAACAAAUGCUGGCCUUGCCAGAGACACCCUCAUCCCACCAAGGAAUUUUUUAAAUGCCAUUGGUCCCAGGGUAAGAACCGGAUCUCGACGUCAUUUCGAGGUUUCUCUCGUUUCUCGGUUAUCCCGGCCUGCCGCUGCUGCUCGGCCAUGAGUGUCGCUUCCAGAAUACGGACGCAGCCCGUGGGCUCGUCCGCCAUCCGCGGAGACCCUUACUCCGUCUUUGUGAUCAAAGAGGGCUACGCUUACCCAGACAGAGACGGCAACACCAAAGCCGACGGCUCGAUAACGCUGCUGAAGGGGAGGCAGGCCGUUUUAGUGGACACCGGCAACCCCUGGGACAAGGGGGUGAUCUUACAGGGCCUGGGAGGCCACGGCCUGGAGCCGGAGGACGUCUCGUUUGUGGUGUGCACCCACGGCCACUCCGACCACGUGGGAAACCUCAACCUCUUCCCCCAGGCCACCGUCAUCGUCUCGUACGACGUCUGCCGGAGGGAUGUCUACCUCAGCCACGACUUCCGCGCCGGCCUGCCCUUCAAGAUUGACGACGGUGUGGAGGUCUUUGCCACGCCCGGGCACUGCGGCAGCGACGUGAGUGUCCUGGUGAGGGGCACAGAGGAGGGCACAGUGGUGGUGGCUGGGGACUUGUUCGAGAGAGAAGACGACGAAGGGAGCUGGCAGCCCCUGAGUGAAAACCCCGAGCUCCAGGCCAAGCACCGGGAUAGAGUGCGGAGCCUGGCUGAUGUUAUUAUUCCUGGGCACGGGGCACCCUUCAGAGUAAUAAAGGAACGUGAGCCCGCUUUAUGAA